Messenger RNA from Cucurbitaria berberidis CBS 394.84, 1212 nucleotides. Its product is annotated as phenazine biosynthesis protein-like protein phzf family. Bases 99 to 1022 code for a protein of 307 amino acids. Gene Ontology annotation, molecular function: isomerase activity. The record is from RefSeq and is a predicted model, not a curated record. Gene Ontology annotation, cellular component: cytoplasm. The transcript has a single exon. Gene Ontology annotation, biological process: biosynthetic process. NCBI's taxonomy places the organism in Eukaryota, Fungi, Ascomycota, Dothideomycetes, Pleosporales, Cucurbitariaceae.
UACCACACUAGGCGAUGUAAGAGUCACCAGUAAUAUAAAACAGUUCGAGAAAAAAUCAAUGGUACAGACAGACGGACGAUAAAUUCAACUCCCUCAAUAUGCAAUUGCAAUUCACAACCCUCGACGUCUUCACGCAAUCCCGCUACGUGGGCAAUCCACUCGCCGUCAUCCGCGUCCCGGCAUCCCUUCGCAACGAGCUUACAGAAGAACAAAAGCAAAAGAUUGCCAGGGAGUUCAACUAUUCCGAGAUCACAUUCCUCCACGAGCCAGCGGAAAGCGAAGACGUAGCAGAUUUUGACAUCUUCACGCCGUCUGCACGCAUGAGCUUCGCUGGCCAUCCAACCAUUGGCACAGCAGUGUAUGUCGCACAGCACAAAGAUGCGUAUCCCCAGAUCAACAAACUCCGCACGGUAGCUGGAUUGAUCCCGUUUGCGUAUGACGCGGACACAGGACGAGCAGCCGUGGCCAUUCCGCAUGAUGUUCACGUCCACCGCGCACGCCUUGCGCACCCGUUCCCCAGUAACAAGGCAAACAAGAGCACCGUUCCUAUCGUCUCAAUUGUCAAGGGCAUGGCCUUUGGCCUCGCGCAACUCGUCGACUUGGAUGCUCUCGGCGCAGUUUCUACCCCUCUCAUCCCACCGGCCGAUCGCUACAAGCGCGAAUUCCUGGAUGCGGGGAGUGGAUGGGAUGUCGGGUAUACUGGCUCCUUUUACUAUGUCGACCUUGGUGUCGAUCCAGACUUACCUUCCUCUGAUUCUGUACGGCUUCUUCGAACACGCAGCAUACCGCUCCACGAGGAUCCAGGAACAGGAAGCGCUAGUGCGGCGCUGUGCUGCUAUAUUGCCUUGUCUGAAGGUGGAAAGGGACUAAAGAAGUUUCAUCUCACACAGGGCGUGGAGAUGGGUAGGCGAUGUGAUAUUUUUGUUGCUGUGAGGAUGAGGGAGGAUGGGAAAGGUAUUGAGGACGUGCAGUUGAGUGGGACGGCGGUAGAGGUCAUGGAGGGGAGCUUGACUGUUGGCUGAUACAAGAGUCCUAGACUUCUAGUAGACGCACAGGAUUAGCUGAUAAUAAAGAACCAGUCACAAAGUUAACCAAAUUGUUAGCAAGUCCCAGUUCCUAUAAUUGCCAGCAAGUUGUCGGCACCAUGGGGCUCAAUAGAAAGAUAGGAUUGUCCCUAUUCGGGAGUCCUUCGGCUUGAAUAUGUUCCCAGUU